AUGCCAACCGUAGGCAUUAAGAAGGUACUUCUCGAUAAGCAUCUCGGAAAAGUCUAUAGUGAGAAGGAAUUCGACGAGCUUUGCUUUGAAUAUGGACUUGAACUGGAUGAAGUGACGUCCGAAAAGGCUGCAGUAGAGAAAGAACGAGGUGAGGCGGCUGCUGGUGAUGAGCUUUGUGAUUCGGAGGUAUACAAAGUCGACAUACCAGCGAACAGAUAUGACUUGUUAUGCGUAGAAGGGCUGACUAGA
Messenger RNA from Haemonchus placei, 249 nucleotides. The record is from the annotation of a GenBank genome assembly. NCBI's taxonomy places the organism in Eukaryota, Metazoa, Nematoda, Chromadorea, Rhabditida, Trichostrongylidae.